Messenger RNA from Moneuplotes crassus, 1558 nucleotides. Lineage: Eukaryota; Ciliophora; Spirotrichea; Euplotida; Euplotidae. The record is from the annotation of a GenBank genome assembly.
AUUACUCUUAAAAACAAUGGCGAUAAUUGAGAGUGUCGAAGAUGUAGACAAACUUAGCCAAAUGCUGCUCUAUAACAGUAUAAAUCUCUCUCAAGAGAUAGUAUUAGGGAUAGAUUGUGAAGGAAUUGCACAUGGAUGGCCAAUGGCAUUAUUACAGCUCUAUUAUAAUGAUCAAACUUAUCUCAUCGACCUAGUUACCGAGAAAUCCCUGCUAUAUUAUUUAAAAGAAGUUUUUGAAAGCCCAUACAUCAUAAAAAUUUUCCAUGACUAUCUCGGUGAUUGUGCCUCCAUUGUCCAAAACUACGGGAUAGAGUGUCAAGGAGUAUUUGAUACUCAAACAGCAAGAAGACUUUAUUCAGAAAUUCUUCCAGAAAAGAAAAUAUGCUAUAGUAUAGGGCUUGGAUCACUAAUGGAGGAAUUCCUUGAUACAAAGCACACUAACAAGAAGGAGAUUCAUGAAAAAAUGAAAAAUGAUCCCUAUUUCUGGUAUCAAAGGCCACUUUCCCAAGAAAUGGUGGAAUAUGCAGUUCAAGACGUCAAUUUACUCCCAGAGCUCUAUUUCUACUUCAGAGAACUCUUCCAAAAUUUGGAAGCUGAGUUCCAGUAUGAACAAAACGCACUGGCUAAAAAGGUCAUCGAAGAAGCUCUCGUCUGCAACCAAUUAGCUUUUAUGAACAGAGAUAAGGAACUUACCUUACUGAAACCAGGAGAUAUUCUAAAGGGAAUAGUGAGAAAUAUUACUAAAAAUGUAAUAUUCAUCGGGCUUAACAUUGGUGUCCCCGGGUGAGUCAAAGACAAGAUCACUGCUGACUUCAUCAAAAACAAUCUUGGAGUUUAUGAAAUUUACGAUUUCGUCUUCACAAAAGCUAAAAAUGAUAAAAUAAUCUACCUCCAGCUCCCUAAUACAUAUAAUCCAAAGUUAAAGAAAGAUUCAAAAUCCUUCAAGAAGUCUGACAUAAAGGAGGUGAAGCCAUUCAUACCAAAAAAGAAAAUUUCGGACAAAAAGAAGAGUCUCAAUGCUAAUUCAUGCUGCUUUUUGCCCAAAAAUAAUAAAGCUAAACUAAGUCCUGAUGCUCCUUAUUUUACUCCAAGCUCAGCUCAUGCAUCCAAUCUUGAAGAGACUCCUUUUGAGUCAUCAGGAUAUUUUGAUGAAGACCAGGACACCAAAGAAGAAAUAGACAGUAUUGAAGAGAGUGAUAGUAAAGAAGACACCUCUACAGAAAUGGUAGAGGAAGACCUCCAUCCAAAGAUAAGUUAUAGCAAGCAUAAUGAUCUAAAGUUCCUAUCUCCUGAAAGUGAGAAUACAUCAAAGGAAACAAAGGCAUCUGAGACGCCUUCUAAGCUCAAGCUACCAGAUGAGACAGAAGAAGUGAAAGAACUAAGAUCCUCAAUGACAAAGCUCAGUCUUAGAUCUAAGAUUUACAAGAGUCAGAAGCACAAUGAAUGCAAAAAGUUUGGGUCAGCUGCUUCUCUGAAUUUGAAUUCCAAAAACUUCACCCCAUCUCAGACAGCUGAUAAGGUUCUAUGCUUACCCACCCAGUGGGAGACAUGGACCUAA